AUGGACUCAUCAUCGGAAGAAAUCCCCAGCCACAUGGCCAUUGGCCAAUCCCGCAGUCUAGCAGUCAACUUCAUGUGGUCCAAGAUGCACAUCUACGUGACCGACUACGAGCCCAAAAACCCCAACCCAAAGCUAGUCUACGACGUCAACUGUGACAUGCUAGCCCCGAACCUGAAAUUCAAAUCAAUUGAGCAAGACCGACAAGUCGGAACCGGCACCAUCCACGCCAUCUCCAUCAGCCCGGACUUCGAGCUCCACGGUUCAAAAGGCACCCUGCGCGCCAAGAGCCGCCUGCGCACUAUGUACACGCACUAUUCCCACGUUUAUUCCGACACCGGGAAGCCAGCCAAGAUGUCUUGGACCAGCAGCAGCGGGUUCAAGACCUGGGACUUUGUCUGCUGCGAUGAGAACCAGAACCCUGUUGCGAAAUUCUCGGCGAAUGUUUGGGCUGUGAAGAGAUUCGCUAAGAUCGAGCUGCUGGGCCCCAAGGCCUUGGAUACUGCGGCCAUGGAUGAGAUCGUUGUUGUCGGUCUGACUCUGUGCUAUUGCAUGUAUAUGCGGGUCAACAACCCACUGAACCUGCUUGGUUCGGCUAUUAUGCGCUCGGGCAAGGACGCUUACAUCGAGCCUCCGCAGGCGCAGCCUACGCAACCCACGCAGCCUGCACAGGGGAAGAUCAUAGAUUGA
Penicillium olsonii is the source of this 687-nucleotide messenger RNA. The record is from the annotation of a GenBank genome assembly. NCBI's taxonomy places the organism in Eukaryota, Fungi, Ascomycota, Eurotiomycetes, Eurotiales, Aspergillaceae.